AUGAGUGCUACUGCGUUCAACGGCUAUACUCCCGCUCCUCCACUCAGCAGUGACAAGCUCUAUGGCCCGGAUCCGUACGACUACAACUUUUGCUAUCCUAUCGAUUUCAGUUGCCUUGAAACGGAUCGCGUCGCCUUACAGCCUUUCAUCCCACGUAUUCAUGCACCGUUGUACUACGAACAGAUUUCAAAAGAUGCUAGUCUUGAGGAGUGGCUACCGUUCCGCACAGACACGCUCGAAUCCUUCCUCGCUGCAGUCGAAUCGUGGCGAGUUGGACCCGGAAAUGUCUUCAUUGCCAUCAUCGAUAAGGGCCAUCCUGGUCAGGAGCCUCAAGUACCCGGCGGCAGUCUUGCUGGGGUUAUAGGCUUGUUCUACACAUCCUCUACCACACUCUCCACCGAGAUAGGUCCCGUCAUGGCGUUCCCAGCAUUCCAGCGAACCUAUGUGAUGUCGAGUGCCAUCGGCCUACUCUUGCGUUACUGCCUCGAGAUUCCAUCCAAAGGUGGUCUAGGGUUGCGCCGUGUGCAAUGGACGACGAGUCCGUUGAACAAGGCCUCGAUCAGGACAGCGACGCGAAUGGGCUUCAAACAGGAAGCCGUCUUGCGCUGGUCCUUCCCUCUACAAGACGAGAAGAAAGUUGGGCACGGACGGCCUCUGCGCGAAGGCGAUCCGCUCCCUCACAAUCCCGGCAGGGAUAGCGCUCUUCUGGCUGUCACUUGCGAGGAGUGGGAAGACGGAGGACGCGAGUCUGUGCAAGCUCUGAUGGAUAGAACGUAG
Peniophora sp. CBMAI 1063 is the source of this 777-nucleotide messenger RNA. The record is from the annotation of a GenBank genome assembly. NCBI's taxonomy places the organism in Eukaryota, Fungi, Basidiomycota, Agaricomycetes, Russulales, Peniophoraceae.